Caenorhabditis sp. 36 PRJEB53466 is the source of this 1727-nucleotide messenger RNA. Lineage: Eukaryota; Metazoa; Nematoda; Chromadorea; Rhabditida; Rhabditidae. The record is from the annotation of a GenBank genome assembly.
AUGGCUUUUCACGAGUACCCCGUCACACAGGACUAUCGGAUCAGUCGAAAGGUGGGGGCGUGGACCGAGGAAAACGCUAAAAAUCGCAUGUUUUCCUUUCGUCGCAGCUUGUCCUGAAGUAAAAUUAGAGGCAAAUCGUUUUUAUGCUGAAAAAUCGAUUACAAGAACCGUGGCCGGUUUCCGAGCAAACCAAUCGUUUUCAGGUGCUCGGUGUGGGAAUCAACGGAAAAGUGGUCGAGUGCGAGAACCGUCAGACGGCCGAGAAGUACGCGUUGAAAGUGUUGCGCGACACGGAGAAGGCGCGGCGCGAGGUCGAAUUGCACGCGAUGGCCUCCGGACACCCGCACGUCGUCGCCAUCCACGACGUCUACAAAAACUCGUACAACGGCGUCGACUGUCUGCUCGUCGUCAUGGAGAAUAUGAAGGGCGGCGAGUUGUUCGCGCGCAUUCAGGAGCGCGGGCAGAAGGCGUUCACCGAGAGAGAAGCCGCUGGCAUCGUCAACGAAAUAUGCUCCGCCGUCGCUCAUUUGCAUCGAAUGAGCAUUGCGCACCGGGAUUUGAAACCCGAAAAUCUACUUUACGCGUGAGUUUUCUAAAGACAGCGGAAAGAUGUGCUUAAUUCUGCAAUUUCAGCACGUCCGCCACGAGCGCCGCCCUCAAAUUGACCGAUUUCGGUUUUGCGAAAAAGACGGACGAAUCGGAGCCGCAAGGACUGAAAACCGCCUGUUUCACGCCGUAUUAUUGUGCGCCCGAAGUGCUCGGCACCGAAAAAUACGAUAAAUCGUGCGAUUUAUGGUCCAUCGGAGUCAUUAUGUACAUUUUGUGAGUUUUUUCACAAACUAAUUUCUUAGCGAGCCUUUCAAAAUAAAAAAAAACAGUUUCAGAUUGUGCGGAUACCCUCCGUUCUACUCGCAACACGGCCAACCAAUGUCACCGGGAAUGAAGGCGAAAAUCAAAUCGGGACAAUAUACUUUUCCGAGUCCCGAAUGGGAUUGUGUCUCCGAGGCGGGUGAGUAAGAGCUCAGAAAUCAGAGAUUAGACCGAGUUAUGUGGAGCGGAAAUUUAUAUUAGAGAAAUAAAUUGAAUAACAUAAAAUGUGUUUCUUGUUCAGCCAAAGAUCUCAUCCGGAAGUUGUUGCGCACCGAGCCAACCGAGCGCUACACAAUCGAGCAGACUAUGGAACACAAGUGGAUUUGUCACUACAAAAAGGUGAGCUUUUCGAAUUUUUACUAAAAUUAGAAUUACAAGCAAGAGUUGUUGUAAUGUUUUCGCGCCCAUAAAUGGGGGCAAAGUGGUUCUUUACAAAAACUUUACAUUAACUAACAAACGGUUUUUGAGAUGCGGGUCACAUAAGUUUAAGUGCGAACAGCGAAAAAAGCAAAGAAAAGUACGUUUUUUUUAGGUGCCCGACACGCCCCUAUUCACGAGUCACAUUCUCGCCGAUCAACGCGAGCAAUGGGUGGACAUGCAGGAUGAGAUGGAAGCCACGUUGGCAUCGAUGAGGGUCGGGCCGGAAAAUAUUCAAAUCAAGAGUCUGACCGACUCGAACAACAAGUUGUUGGCGAAACGGAGGAAGGGCGGCGCGAGUCCGGUGGGUUCGAAUUUUUAGAGAAACAUUGCAGCGUCUAGGCUCGCUCUGCAACAUUUCAACAAAAGAAUUUCAGAAAGACGAACAAAUGCACGAUAUCAAAGAGGAAAAGGACGAGGAGGAACGCAUGCUCACUUGA